Messenger RNA from Meriones unguiculatus (Mongolian gerbil), 7928 nucleotides. RefSeq names its product ATP binding cassette subfamily C member 2 (gene Abcc2). The coding region runs from base 134 to 4765 and encodes 1543 amino acids. The record is from RefSeq and is a predicted model, not a curated record. Gene Ontology annotation, cellular component: apical plasma membrane. Gene Ontology annotation, biological process: transmembrane transport. Lineage: Eukaryota; Metazoa; Chordata; Mammalia; Rodentia; Muridae. Gene Ontology annotation, molecular function: ATP hydrolysis activity; ATP binding; ABC-type transporter activity. The transcript is spliced from 32 exons.
AUGCCUUUAACUAGGAUGUGGAAAUGGGAGAGUGCACUGCCCGUUGACAUGUGCUUUUGUUGAGGAAGACGGCAAAGAAGAAACCACACAAUCAUAGGAAGGUCUUCAUCACCAACGUGCUUUGGAAACCAGCAUGGAGCAGUACUGCAACUCUACCUUUUGGAAUUCCUCAUUUCUGGACAGACCCGAAGCUGACCUGCCACUCUGUUUUGAACAAACUGUUCUCGUGUGGAUUCCCUUGGGCUUUUUUUGGCUCUUCGCUCCUUGGCAGCUUUUCAGCGUAUUUAGAUCCAGGACCAAGAAAUCAUCAAUAACUAAAUUCUACAUUGCUAAGCAGGUGUCCGUUGUGUUUCUUCUCAUUCUGGCAGCCAUAGACCUGUCACUCGCACUCACAGAAGACCCUGGACAAGCCACAGUCGCUCCUGUUAGAUAUACUAACCCCAUCCUCUACAUGUGCACGUGGCUCCUGGUUUUGGUGGUCCAACACAGCAGGCAAUGGUGUGUACAGAAGAACUCUUGGUUCCUGUCCACAUUCUGGAUUCUCUCACUAUUCUGCGGCACGUUCCAGUUUCAGACUCUGAUCCGAGCACUCCUGCAGGACAGCAAGUCCAACAUGGCCUAUUCCUGCCUGUACUUCGUCUCGUACGGGUUCCAGCUGAUCAUCCUCAUUCUUUCAGCCUUUUCCGAAUCAAGUGACUCAUCACAAAAUCCAUCAUCCACGGCUUCAUUUCUGAGUAGCAUUACAUUUAGUUGGUUUGACAGCACGGUUCUGAAGGGUUACAAGCAUCCACUGACAGUGGAAGAUAUCUGGGAGGUUGAUGAAGGGGUUACAGCACAGUCACUCGUCAGCAAAUUGGAAUCGUUCAUGACGAAGGACCUGCAGAAGGCCAAGCAGGCUCUUCAGAGGCGGCGGCAGAAGUCCCAGCGGAACCCCGAGGCUGCGCUGCACGGGUUGGACAAGAACCAGAGUCAGAGCCAAGAUGUCCUUGUCCUGGAAGACACUAAAAAGAAGAAAAAGAAGUCUGAGACCACAAAAGACUUUCCCAAAUCCUGGUUGGUCAAGGCCCUCUUCAAAACCUUCUAUGUGGUGUUCCUGAAGUCACUUAUACUGAAAUUAAUACACGAUAUUCUUCUAUUUCUGAGUCCUCAGCUGCUGAAAUAUCUCAUUGCCUUUGUGAAAGACCCUGGUACCUACCCGUGGGUCGGCUACAUCUGUGCAAUCCUAAUGUUUGCUGUGGCUGCCAUCCAAUCCUUCUGCCUUCAGGGUUAUUUUCAGAUGUGUUUCAUGUUGGGAAUGAGUGUGCGGACAACGGUCAUAGCUUCUGUAUAUAAGAAGGCCCUGACCCUAUCUAACUUGACCAGGAGGCAGUACACCAUUGGAGAGACGGUGAACUUGAUGUCUGUAGACUCCCAGAAGUUAAUGGAUGUGACCAAUUACAUCCACUUGGUAUGGUCCAGUGUUUUACAGAUCACCUUGUCCAUCUUCUUCCUGUGGAGAGAGCUGGGGCCUUCGGUCUUAGCAGGUAUCGGAGUAAUGGUUCUCCUGAUCCCAAUUAAUGGACUACUGGCUGGCAAGGGCAGAAAGAUUCAGGUCAAAAAUAUGAAGUAUAAAGACAAACGUUUAAAAAUCAUGAAUGAGAUUCUCAAUGGAAUUAAGAUCCUGAAAUAUUUUGCCUGGGAGCCUUCAUUCCAAGAGCAAGUCCAUGGCCUCCGGAAGAAGGAACUCAAGAACCUGCUGCGCUUUGGCCAGAUGCAGACGGUGAUGAUCUUCACCCUCCAAUUAACCCCAGUGCUGGUGUCUGUGGUCACAUUUUCUGUUUAUGUCCUGGUGAGUAGCAGCAAUAUUUUGGACGCAGAGAAGGCUUUCACCUCCAUCACGCUGUUCAACAUCCUGCGCUUUCCUCUCACCAUGCUUCCCAUGGUGAUCACUUCCAUGCUUCAGGCCAGCGUCUCUGUAGAUCGGAUAGAGAAGUACUUGGGAGGAGAUGAUUUGGAUACAUCCGCCAUUCGCCGUGUCAACAAUUUUGAUAAAGCUGUGCAGUUUUCAGAAGCCUCUUUUACUUGGGACCGGGACAUGGAAGCCACAAUCCGAGAUGUGAGCCUGGACAUAAAGCCAGGACAUUUGGUGGCUGUGGUGGGCACCGUGGGCUCUGGGAAGUCCUCUUUGAUAUCAGCCAUGCUAGGAGAAAUGGAAAAUGUCCACGGACACGUCACCAUUAAGGGCACCACAGCCUACGUCCCUCAGCAGUCCUGGAUUCAGAACGGGACCAUCAAAGACAACGUCCUUUUUGGAUCAGAAUUCAAUGAAAAAAAGUACCAGCAAGUUCUUGAAGCCUGUGCUCUCCUUCCAGACUUGGAAAUACUGCCUGGAGGAGACAUGGCUGAGAUUGGAGAGAAGGGCAUAAAUCUCAGUGGCGGGCAGAAGCAGCGAGUCAGCCUGGCCCGGGCCGCCUAUCAAGACGCAGACAUCUAUAUUCUGGAUGACCCCCUGUCGGCCGUGGAUGCUCAUGUAGGGAAACACAUCUUCAAUAAGGUCGUGGGCCCCCAAGGCCUGUUGAAUGGCAAGACUCGAAUCUUGGUUACUCACAGCAUUCACUUCCUUCCCCAAGUGGAUGAGAUUGUGGUUCUGGGGAAUGGCACCAUCUUAGAGAAAGGAUCCUAUCAAGAUCUGCUGGACAAGAAGGGAGUGUUUGCUAAGAACCUGAAGAGAUUCAUAAAGCAUUCAGGGCCAGAAGGAGAGGCCACAGUCAACGAUGACAGCGAGGAAGAAGAUGACGGCUGUGGGCUGAUACCAACCAUGGAGGAAAUUCCUGAGGAUGCAGCUUCGUUGACCAUGAAAAGAGAAAACAGCCUUCGCCGAACACUGAGCCGCAGCUCUAGGUCCAGUAGCAGGCAUGUGAAGUCCCUCAAAAACUCCUUGAAAAUUAAGAAUGUGAACGCCUUGAAGAAAGAGGAGGAACUAGUGAAGGGGCAAAAACUAAUUAAGAAGGAAUUUGUGGAAAGCGGGAAGGUAAAGUUCUCCAUCUACCUGAAAUAUCUACAAGCAAUAGGAUGGUGGUCGAUAUUCUUCAUCAUCUUGAUCUAUGCAUUGAAUUUUGUCGCUUAUAUUGGCUCUAACCUCUGGCUGAGCGCUUGGACCAGAGACGCUGAAAAGUACAACAGCACCAACUAUCCACCUUCUCAGAGAGACACAAGGAUCGGAGUCUUUGGCGCUCUGGGAGUAAUACAAGGCCUACUUUUGUUUAUAGCAAGUAUAUGGAGUGUGUAUGGCUGCAACCACGCAUCAAAAACCUUGCACAGUCAACUGCUGAGCAACAUCCUUCGAGCACCCAUGAGUUUUUUUGACACAACUCCCACAGGCCGGAUUGUGAACAGAUUUGCUGGCGAUAUUUCUAAUGUGGAUGACAUGCUCCCUGUGAGUUUACGAAGCUGGGUCCUGUGCCUCUUUGGCAUAAUUAGCACUCUCGUUAUGAUCUGCAUGGCCACCCCGGUCUUCGCUAUCAUUAUCAUUCCUCUCAGCAUCAUUUAUAUAUCUGUUCAGGUGUUUUAUGUGGCCACUUCCCGACAGCUGAGACGGUUGGACUCUGUCACCAAAUCUCCGAUCUACUCUCACUUCAGCGAGACUGUCUCAGGUCUGCCUGUUAUCCGUGCCUUUGAUCACCAGCAGCGAUUUCUAACGUGUAAUGAGAGUAGGGUCAACACCAACCAGAAAUGUGUCUUCUCCUGGAUUACCUCCAACAGGUGGCUUGCAAUUCGUCUGGAGCUGGUUGGAAACUUGGUUGUCUUCUGUUCAGCCUUGCUUCUAGUUAUUUACAAAAACUCCUUAACCGGGGACACUGUGGGUUUCGUGCUGUCCAAUGCUCUCAACAUCACACAAACCCUGAAUUGGCUAGUGAGGAUGACAUCAGAAGCAGAAACCAACAUUGUGGCUGUUGAGCGAAUAAAUGAAUAUAUAAAAGUGGAAAAUGAGGCACCCUGGGUGACGGAGAAGAGGCCUCCAGCAGACUGGCCCAGAAGAGGUGAGAUCCAGUUCAACAACUAUCAAGUACGGUAUCGGCCCGAGCUGGAUCUGGUCCUGAAAGGGAUCACUUGCAACAUCAAGAGCACAGAGAAGAUCGGCGUGGUGGGCAGGACCGGAGCCGGGAAGUCAUCCCUCACAAACUGCCUCUUCAGGAUCUUAGAGUCUGCCGGCGGCCAGAUCCUCAUCGAUGGAAUAGACAUCGCUUCCAUUGGGCUGCACGACCUUCGAGGGAAACUCACCAUCAUCCCCCAGGACCCCAUCCUGUUCUCCGGGAGUCUGAGGAUGAAUCUAGAUCCUUUCAACAAAUACUCAGAUGAGGAGAUCUGGAAGGCUCUGGAAUUGGCUCAUCUCAAAUCCUUCGUGUCUGGCCUGCCGCUUGGUUUGGACCAUGAAGUGUCAGAAGGCGGCGACAACCUGAGCAUAGGGCAGAGGCAGCUCCUAUGCCUGGGCAGGGCUGUGCUUCGGAAGUCCAAGAUCCUGGUCUUGGAUGAGGCCACAGCCGCGGUGGACCUGGGGACGGACAGUCUCAUUCAGACGACCAUCCGGAGCGAGUUCUCCCAAUGCACAGUCAUCACCAUUGCCCACAGGCUGCACACCAUCAUGGACAGUGACAAGAUAAUGGUCCUGGACAAUGGGAAGAUUGUAGAGUACGGCAGUCCUGAAGAACUGUUGUCCAACUCGGGUCCCUUUUACCUUAUGGCCAAGGAAGCUGGCAUUGAAAAUGUCAACAACACGGAACUGUAGCAGCUGGUUCCAUGGCUAGAGGGCUAGGAGAAUAUUUUUAUUUACUUUUGUUGUUUUUUUUGUGUGUGUGUGACUAUGUCACAGAUGCAGAGAUACAUAUUUUGUGGCUGUUGCUCAGGUUGGCCUCAGACCGGCUAGGCUCAAGCAAUCUCCGGUCUCAGCAAUGUAAAGAUAUACUCUAAAAGAGGAUCAUAAAGAAAUAUUUAAAUAAACAGUAUCAGGUACCUUAGAAAAUUCUCAACUGAUAGUUCGGUUGUUAGAGUGCUUGACUCAAAAGCGUGAGGACCUGAGUUUGAUCCCCAGAACCCAUUGUUUUCUCUAAAGUGGGCAUGGGGGCCUGUGAUUAUAAUUCUACUGCUGGAGAGCCAGACACAGUCACACCUGGGGCUUGCUAACCGGUCCACAGGGCCUGCUCGGAAAAUUCCAGGUCAGGAAGAGACUCUUCUCAACAACAAUAAAAAAGCAAGGUGGACAGAGCCAAAGGAACAACAGGACAUUGACCUUUGGCCUCAGCACGUGCAUACACGCCUCAAAAAGAACCCUGACCGCCCUGCCUUGUUCAUGGUUGCUUGCUACCCCCCAUUCCCAGAAAUAACCGUUACCCUGAAUUUCCCAGUCCUUUUGCCUGUCGUCUUAGGGUUUACCACCUUUGUGCGUUCAGGCUGUGCAUGCUGUUCUGUCUGAUGUAAACGGAUCCUGUGGCUCUGCCUUUGUUCAGCAAUACAUUGGCAAUGUGCCUACACUGUUGUGCGUGGCGAGGGGCGCCCGCUUUCACUGCACUCUGGUAGCGCGGCUUUGCGCGAGCAGAUCCUACUUCAUCUGUUGACAUGUCAGAGCACUGGGUCUCAGCAUUCACGUUCUGGACAUCCUGGCAUACUGUGUUUGCUUCUCCGUAGUUUGGAAAUGGGGGUGUGAACAGUUCGCGCUUUCAUUCUGAGCAGUUCCCGUUUUAGCAACGAGUACGCUAAGGUCUCGUUUCGGCUUCACUGUGUAUGUCUCCAGCUCCUGUGGAGGGCCAAUACCUUUUUUGUGUAUUUCUGGGGCAUUUGAAUUUAUCAUAUAGUUCUUAAAAUGUUGUUAUCUCAUAGUUUCAGUCUCUGGGUUUUUUUUUUUUCCUCAUCUAUUGGUUUUUAAUGCUUAUUUUUACCUGUUGAUUUAUUUUUAAUUUAAAAAUUUUUAAGUUUAAUAUAACGAUUUAUUUUUAAUCUUAAAAAGAUGUAUUUAUUUUUAUUUUGUUGUGUGCAUGUUUUGCCCGCAUGUGUGAAUGUGUACUGUAUGCAGCAGAAGUCGGAAGAGGGCUUUGGGUCUCCCUGGAACUGAAGUUACAGACAGUUAGGAGCCAUCCUGUGGGUGCUGGAGUCGAACCUGAUCCUCUGCAAGAACAAGUGUUCUCAACCUUGGUGCCACUUUUCCAGCACCCUCACCUGUUGUUUACUUGUAGUGUCUGAUGGCCUUGUAUGUUGCCUCAGUUUUGCUAUGAGCUUCUUAUCUCCCUUGCAAUUUGAUCUGGGAAUAUUCUUUGAGGUUGGAGUUAAGUCCGAAUUCUUCCUAAGAGAAAAUUUGAAGGCUUCUGCCAGCUACCUGGGCUAUCACCCAGACCUCUGGGGACUAACUGCUCCACCAAGAGUCCAAACCAAGGAGUCCAGGCAGCUUCAGAGCACAGCCAUAUGUAAGACAUGGUUUGUGAUUUUCAAGUCUCAGGGAGAAUCCUUGCCUAAAAAAGAGGGUGGAGACGGACAUGGGUUUUUGUAGCUGUUGUUGACCUCUGAAUUCUGCGUUCCCCAUUUACCCGGCCAUUUCAAAAACAGCUGUUUCAGGAAUUGAGUUUGUCAGAGGAGCCUGUGAGAAUUUAUCUUGGCUUUUGUCUCUUAGCUGGUGUCCUGUGUUAUCGACAGGGGUAGACUUUAAGCUUUCAGGGUUUGGGGGCCUGCCUGCCUUUGCCCCAACCUCACGGCCCCUUUUAGUAUUGGGAUGGAGGAUUGUUGUAUUCUUCCAGUUGAGGAUGCAAUUAUGAAGACCCCCAUCUAUCCAGCACCUGAUGCUUAGUGGGGUUCUCAAAGGAGAGUAGCCAGGGUCUCCUUUGCCCUGGGGGUGACCAGUUGCAUUUGUUAUCCAAAUCGUAGCUCUCCCAUGUCCUCCAAAAUCUGUGCAGAUUAGAAAACUGUGGACAGGUUUCCAGCACAUGAAUGGUGAUCAGCAAAGCUGUGUAGAUCUCAAAUUGUUGGCUUAAGAAAGAACACCCUUCCCUGACUCUAUAAAUCGGCUACAUUGUAAAUAGUUCAUAAUUAGUAGCUAGUUUCCAAAGCUAGCUUCUGGAAAUGUAGUUCCUACAGCUACAGAUUAAUAUAUGUAGAUUAAAGAUUCUCUCAACCGCAAAAAUACCCAUUGUGUUUUGUACCACUGAAAGAACAAUUCAACUUGGAGUGCCUGGCAUGAGAUACCUCCUGAGGUUUUUUUGUGGCAAGGGAUGGCAUUUGAGGAUUGAUUAAUGUAGCACUGCGCCUCUAACACUCUGUCAGAACUAAGUUGUGCCCUUUCUCUCUGCUGCUCAUUUGUUCUUUUUGCUUGUUUCCCCGUUCUUUAUUGACUCCUUUCUCCACUAUCAUCACCACCAUACUCUUAUCUCUUUUCCUUAGCUCGAUUUCUUUUUCACUAUCAGAUAAUCAAUUUUUUUUAUUUUUUUAUCAGUUACAUUUUAUUAACUCUGUAUCCCAGCCGUGUCAUCAAUUUUUAUUAUUGGUUUUACCUCAUCAGUGGAGUUUUAAGUAACGGAACUUUCUUGUUCUGUAAAUUUUGAAAAAAAAAAUCCUUAUUUUCUUCUUAAACACAUUCUGAAUCCAUACAACUUUCCAGUUUGAUUCUUAAAACAAGUCCCUAGGCACACAGCAUUGGAGAAGCAAGGGGAACUUUGGAAACCAGAGGGGCAUUUAAGACUGCUGAGAGCUAGCUGCCGACACUGAGUGUGCGCUAGAAUAAGCAGUGAGGAGGAAAGAGGCGAGCCCAGCCAGCUUCCCCAUUCACUUCCCAAACUAAACCAGCACAGGGCUGACCCUUGUGUUCUUAUCACUGGAGAACUUGGAGUAACAGCCAGUUCUGUUUAUUGAACAUUUAUUAAUUGUCUAACAUUUUAAAGUAAAUAUAAAUAAAACUUUCUUUAAAUAAA